Messenger RNA from Manis javanica (Malayan pangolin), 4405 nucleotides. It is a transcript of the gene RNFT2, whose product is annotated as ring finger protein, transmembrane 2. The record is from RefSeq and is a predicted model, not a curated record. Gene Ontology annotation, biological process: positive regulation of ERAD pathway. Lineage: Eukaryota; Metazoa; Chordata; Mammalia; Pholidota; Manidae. Gene Ontology annotation, molecular function: ubiquitin protein ligase activity.
CCCGGGAAGGAGGCGGGCAGUCGUGUGCGUGUGUAGCAGAGCUCCGGUCUUAGCGCGAAGCUAAGGCCACCUGAGAAAGAACCAAGAGGCCGGAAGCACUCGGAAGUCACGUGCUCCCCGAGCGGCUCGAGUGAUUGGCUUGGAAGGACGUGAAUGAUGCCGCUGUGAUUGCUGAAUUGUCUGGGCAGGGUUUGGGGUCUCUGGUAAGCUCCUAUGACCCAUACAUUCCUCUGGAGAGGAAAAGGAAGGAGAAGUCUACUUUCUCUGCAAUCCAAUGGUCCCAUCUGUCAGGAGCCCUGAAUGUCCACCUCAGGUGUCGUCAGCAUGGAGUUCUGAAGUCCAUGUGGCUCCUCACAGUGAACCAGGUCCUAAGGAAAAUGCAGAGACGUCACAGCAGCAACACGGAUAACAUUCCACCUGAAAGAAACCGCAGCCAGGCGCUCAGCACCGAAUCGAGUGUGGAUGAAGGCGGCGUCUUCGAGAGUCUCAAGGCAGAAGUGGCCUCCCCGCCAGCGCUCUUCUCCAGCCUGUCUGGCCUCCCUUCCGGUGGCCUGCCUGCCACCCCGUUCCCGUCCAGCCUGGUGCUGGGGGCCGCGGCCGGCGGCGGGGACGUGUUCAUCCAGAUGCCCGCGUCCCGGGAGGAGAGCGGCGGCCGCGGCGAGGGAGGCACCUUCCACCACCGCCCGCCGCACCACCACUUCCACCAUGGCCACCGCGUAGGGGGCUCGCUGCUGCAGCACGUGGGUGGCGACCACCGUGCACACAGCGACGAGGGCAGCGACGAGCAGCCGGGGACGCCCGCCCCCGCCCUGUCCGAGCUGAAGGCCGUGGUCUGCUGGCUGCAGAAAGGCUUGCCCUUCAUCCUGAUCCUCUUGGCCAAAGUGUGCUUCCAGCAUAAGCUUGGCAUUGCCGUGUGCAUUGGGAUGGCCAGCACCUUCGCCUAUGCCAACUCUGUGCUCCGAGAACAGGUCUCGCUGAAGGAGAAGAGGUCGGUGCUGGUCAUCUUGUGGAUCUUGGCCUUUCUGGUGGGAAACACCUUAUAUGUGCUGUAUACAUUCAGUUCCCAACAGUUGUACAACAGCCUCAUAUUCCUGAAGCCCAACCUGGAAACACUGGACUUCUUUGACCUGCUGUGGAUUGUAGGGAUCGCAGACUUUGUAUUAAAGUACAUCACCAUCGCUCUCAAGUGCCUCAUUGUGGCCCUGCCGAAGAUCAUCCUGGCUGUCAAGUCCAAGGGAAAGUUCUAUCUGGUCAUCGAGGAGUUGAGCCAACUGUUCCGAUCACUUGUCCCCAUCCAGCUGUGGUAUAAAUACAUCAUGGGCGAUGACUCCUCCAACAGCUACUUCCUGGGUGGGGUCCUGAUCGUCCUCUACAGCCUCUGCAAGUCAUUUGACAUCUGUGGCCGUGUGGGUGGAGUUAGGAAAGCCCUGAAGCUUCUCUGCACCUCUCAGAAUUACGGGGUCCGGGCCACUGGGCAGCAGUGCACAGAAGCCGGCGAUAUCUGUGCCAUCUGCCAGGCCGAGUUCCGGGAGCCUCUGAUCCUUAUGUGCCAGCACGUGUUCUGUGAGGAGUGCCUCUGCCUCUGGCUGGAUCGGGAGCGCACCUGUCCCCUCUGCCGUGCAGUUGCUGUGGACACCCUGCGCAGCUGGAAGGAUGGGGCCACGUCGGCACACUUCCAGGUCUAUUAGGGCUAAAGAAUGAGGACUCGAAGCUCCCAGGCACAGCCAGGGAACUGAUAUACUGGGUCCAGCUUUGGGGACUUCCUGGAAGCAGGCCUCCUGCCUUUCUCCACAUCUUCCCCCAAAGCCAAGCCCCAUCCUCCCCACCUUCACUCUCCUCUUUUCUGUGGCAUGGUGUGUGCAUCCUUCCCUGACACACGGGGAAGCCUCCAACCCAAACUUGGUCUCCGCCCAGGUAGGUCUUCCGCCACCCCAAGUUAAGGGAUCAGUAAUAGCCAAGGCCCACUGUUGUGACUGUAACUCAUGGUGACCUGGAACCCUGUGCUGCAGCCUGGGAUGGGGCCUUGAGAUCACUGCCUCCCCCAACACGGCCCAGGGCUGCAGGUUAGAAUCACUGUGAAGUAUUUCCCAAGUACAAAUGCUGGGCCCCACCUUAUACCUGCAAUAGCUGUCUACCACUUAGUGUGAGCCAGACACGGCAUUGAAUAUCCUGCUGAGAUGACCUCCUGGGAUCCUCACGGCAGCCCUACCUGGUGGAGAUACUGUCAUUUCCUACAUGUUGCAGAUGAGGAAACUGCAGCACAGAACUCCAUGUGGUUACUCUUCCAGGGUCACGCAGCUAGCAGUGGUGGACCGAGUUUCCAACCAUGGCCUCUCUGGCUUCAGAACCCAUGCUCUUACCAUGCUGCCCCCUGCUCCUACAGUGCAGGCAUGGGCCCACAGACAUGGUUCUCUAAAAGCACAAGAGGUGAUUUUGAUGCCCCUCAGUGGCCCACAUGCAAAGCAUGCUUAGUUUGGACUGCCUGGACAAUGCUAACAGUGAACACAAACUCUAGAAAUCUAGUUGUGGCUAGGUCCACAGAAAGACUUGGUCCUCAAAAUUGCUGUUUUGCUGGGCUCCGUCUGGGGUGCUCAGUCACAUUUGGGUACCAAGAAAGGCCAGCUUUGGUCCAGAUGCAGAAAUCACUGGGUCCCCACACCCAUCUUUAGUUCUCUCCUUCGCCUUCUGUUCUAGUCCUCUCCCUCACUUAGGUCUCAGCUUGUUAAUGGCUUCUCUGAACAUCGCCUUCUUCCCCGGUGGCCUUCAGAUCAAAGGGGACAAUCCACGUUGUGGAUUUUUCCACAAGCUGCGGUGGUGGCCUAGAGCGCAGUAGCAAUCAGCGUUUCUGUAGUCUCUAUACCAGAGCUGUGAAUGUCUAGCAGAACAGCCUCUCUACCUGUGAGACCCUCCCUGCUUGGAAAUCUGGGAGUAGAUGGCACAGGUGACCACUUAGAAGCCGCUGGAAUCUUGCCUGCCCUACCCCUCUCCUAGGUCUGUUCUUAUUGUCAACCUCAGCACAACAGGCUAGCACCAAUGCAUUUCAGGGAAAGCCAUCUUUGCGGCUAGUGAGCAGACUAGCACAACAGCCCCCGGAGACUCCAUGGGGGCCUUGCUGCCACCUCGCUCUUAGCCACUGUUAACAUGCCUGCUCCAUCCCCAGUAGCUUCAGGGCAUUUGCCCCUGUGUGCUGUCAAGCCAGGACCUUUUCCUUUGCCUGACUUCCUGAGCUCUUUCCUGGUACCCAACAAGACCUGCCUUCCAGGGCAGCAUGGCACCUUUCAAGCUCUGUUACUAUGGCAAUGGCCACAAUGUUCGAAUCCCCUUUGCCUGAAUAGUCGAAUCAAGUUGGAAGGGGACAUGGAGGGAAAUGAGGCCAGGUGGAUGCAGUUGCUCUAUUCCCCUCGCUUUGAGGAAGAACCAAAGGGAAGCAACAGGAAUUUCUGCAACUGGUUUUUAUCAGAAAGAUCACCCUGUCCGCAGAUGCCAUCAAAGAGGCAUGAGAAAUUGGAGCUGGAGAAGACUCACUACAGAGCCACGUGUCACAGGGCAGACAGAGCAGUCUGUUGAGAGUCAAGCCCGGAAUUCUGAUUCCAAACUCUGCAUGACUUUGGGAAGUCACUUCACCUCCCUGUAGCCAUCUCCACAGUGACAAAACCUAGUAUAUUAUCUACUGGAACCAGGGAAGCUAACAAUGUAGAUGACUGGUGAACAUGCCAUUCAUUUUGUCAAUUGCACUCAUGCUGUCAAAAGUAAAAUUUCUCUAACAUUUCUAGUGAGCCCUGCCUCUAACACUAUAAAAAACAUCACAUGUGAGGGAUACUUAGGGGCAGGCAGCAUGAUUUUAGUUUAAGAUUUUAUCUAUUCAUUCUCUCUGAGAGAAAGUCCCACCGGAGGUUUUCUUUUGGGUGGGAAGAUUUAACUUCUACUCUAAGGAGGAACAGUGGUCAGUGCAGAAUUUUGCAAACAUCAGUCUACAUGUGUUCCCUAACACGAGUGUAAAAGCAGCCGAGAGUCACCAUUGGAAAGGAAGAACGCUGCCAUUCUCCUUUAGCCACCUGGGCUCUGCAGCUCUUUUCACAGGGGAUCAGUCGAGUAUCCUACUCUUGAUAUCUUAUGAUUCUCUGACUGAAAAUUCCAUGAAGUCCUUAGAAAUGGAGCUCUUAAUGUAAAAGAGUUUGAGCAUAAAUGUGAGAGAAUAAAAAGGCGAGCUUUGGACCUGGAUGUAACCUUCCUAAGGGGAGAAUGUGAGAGACAUCGGGAGUCAUCCAGGCUGCUCGGAUCUGGAUUUGCAAAGAGGAAAUGUAAAGUAAGUCUUGGAAUCUUUUAGGACUUUUGCUCUGGGCUAUGCAGAGCCACCUUUGGUGUUUUUAAUGUUCCCUAAGUUCCCUUCUGCCAAUAAAUGUCA